UCCAGUGCAACCAGUGAUAUGAAGUGAAAAUAAAACCUUUAUAAAUAAUUCAGCAAUCUUUUCCCCCCAUAUGUCCAUAUUUAUUUGUAAUUUGCGGGGCAAAUAAAAAGGAAAAAAAAAGAAAAGAAGUUGUUAAGUACAACAUCAAUGAAACCUGACACCAAAGUUUUCACGAAUUCUCCUCUGAGGCUAAUCGCUAACAGGGCACACUGGAGCCUGUUCAGACCAGCACACACACGCCUGUUUUUUCGAGGAAAAAACUUUGAAAGCUGCAGACUGGAUCAACACAGGCUGAACACUGAGCAGACAUGGAAGCUGUAGCUGGACUGUUGUUGAUGUUGUUCGGAGUUUCUCAUGCUUCUGUGUCCUCUGUCCUGCUGGUCUCUGAGUGUCUGUCCCAGGGAGAGAUGAGGGUGUCCUGCUCCUCUGAGGGAGGGGACAGUCCUCAGUACAGCUGGACUCUGGAUGGGCGCACACUGACAGAUGCUGAGCUCUUUUCUGGAAAUAAUGAGAGUAACAUCAUCACUCUGAAACAGCACGUGUCAGGAUAUCUGGCCUGCUCAGUCAGGAACAACAUCAGUAAUGUCUUCAAUAAAGAGAGGAUAUCUACUUGUGGCUUUAUUUUCAUUAACUGCACUUCAGUCAGCGGGACACAGAUAUCAGAGUGUGUGCAUAAAACUAAUAACACUGUGUGUACUGAACCAGCGCAAUGUUCUGUGGGCAACAUGUCAUUGAUUGGUGGUGGCCUCUCAGCUCUGGUAAUUUUCAUAGCUGUGAGUGCAGCGAUCAUCUGCUCAGAGAAAAAGCAAAACGACAAACGCUUAAAACAAAACGAGAAUGGAGAUGGCCAAGAAGUCUAUGCUGAUGUUGGUGUUGUGGCAGGUGAAGCAAAGGGAGAAAAUAGCAGAGCUGCAGUUAAUCAAGUCUUCAAAAUGAACUUGCCAGACUGAAACAACAGGAGAUGGUUUUGUGUAUGCUAACAUCCAAAAAACGUACGGUAAUUUAAGCGGUCACUACUUUUACAUAGACUGCAUCAUUCAAGGUCCAUGGAGGGAGGAGGUGAUGCCAAGAUGCCUAGAGGUCUUUCAGUUAAUGUGAUUUCCCAUCAGACAAAUAUAAACCAUCAAGGAUCACACUUAUUGAUUUAUUAAUUUAUCUUAUUUUCACUGUAUUGUACAAAAUGGUUCUGUUGUUAACUUAUUUAAGUACGGUUGUGGUGGGCCGUGGUAAGCGGUGUCACUGCAGGAGAGGGAGCACCUGAACAGCAUCCGCAAUCACCCUUCACCAGCUUAAAGUCUGUGUUCUAACUGUUGUCAUUGCUGUUGGUGGUGAUGUGUGUGGCUGGCAGCUGUAGAGCUGCAGCCGUGUGUUUGUGACAGCAACCGUGAGAGAGUAAAAGUGUCAAAGUAUGCUGAAAAGCAUGUUCAUGUAUGAA
Molecule: messenger RNA, 1435 nt
Organism: Oreochromis niloticus (Nile tilapia)
Lineage: Eukaryota; Metazoa; Chordata; Actinopteri; Cichliformes; Cichlidae
Exons: 5
Coding region: 309-950 (213 amino acids)
Source: RefSeq, a predicted model, not a curated record